Molecule: messenger RNA, 548 nt
Organism: Hemicordylus capensis (graceful crag lizard)
Lineage: Eukaryota; Metazoa; Chordata; Lepidosauria; Squamata; Cordylidae
Product: shematrin-like protein 2
Exons: 2
Coding region: 48-548 (166 amino acids)
Cellular component (GO): intermediate filament
Molecular function (GO): structural constituent of cytoskeleton
Source: RefSeq, a predicted model, not a curated record
CUCUCGACUUCUUCUCAGAGGAGCAGCAGCUUUACCUCCAGCAGAUAAUGGCCAACUGUGGACCAGCCUGUACCGUCCCCUCCUGCGCUUCCAGCCCUGUUGUUGGCUUUGGGUCAGCAGGCUCCGGUGGUCUUGGAUACGGCGGUCUCGGCUACAGCUAUGGAGGUCUCGGCUACGGCAAUGGAGGUCUUGGCUAUGGAGGUCUGGGCUAUGGCUACGGAGCCGUCGAAAAUUCUGGCAAUCUGGGCACUCUGGCCGGAGUCUACCCUUCUUGCAUCAACCAGCUCCCCCCAGCAGAGGUCGUGGUCCAGCCUCCCGCCUCCGUGGUGACCAUCCCAGGAGCCAUCCUGUCCGCUAGCUGCGAGCCCGUCUCCGUGGGAGGCAACACUCCCUGUGCCAUUGGGGGUUCCGGGAUUGUAGGAGCCGGUCUCUAUGGUGGCCUGGGUUCUGGCUUCGGUAAUGGAGCCCUUGGAAGGCGGGGUGGAUAUUUUGGAAGGGGGGCUCUCCUGGGGCGCCGUGGGACCGUCUGUGGGAACAUCUGCGUAUAA